GCUGACUCCCAAAUUCUUGUUUAUGGGUGUGACAUGAUAGCCAUUUUAUAGAGAGAAGAAAGACAGUUGGUACUCAACAGCUCCCUCUCAUUUCCUCUUCUUUGAGAAAUCAGCACCGAGAAUAUGUCUGACUCUAUUUGUAUUGUGGGUACACUAUUUGGAUCUGCAAAGGGACAACAAGAGUGCAGUUCCUGUUACCUAAUAAGCAUGGGGUCUGUCAUGGGCAUUAUGGCUUGUGAUAUUAUCUUGACCAUCUUCAUCACAAUUUCUGUGUUCUGCUUUGCAACUCUCCAUAAGAGAAGGAGAGAAUGGGAUUCACACGAUAAAAGAAACCUACCGUCAUCAUCAAAGAAAAUGACAACAGAAGUCACAGAAUCUCCCUAUCAGGAGUUACAUGGAGUCCAGUCAGACGUGUACAGUGAACUUCGGCACUUUAGGAAAUGAACUGUGGAGCUAUAUAAAUGUCUUGUCUUACAUUAUUUUCCCAUGCUGUAACACAAUGGGGCCACACCACAUAUACUCACACAGUAUUGUAUAUUACAGGAAACAAUAUAUAAAGUAUGUGUAUUUUGCAUUUGAUGAAUUUGUAUUUUAUUCAUCUGUACUGUGCUAAUGGUGAUGUUCUCUGCCUCAAAUACUUGAUUU
Molecule: messenger RNA, 645 nt
Organism: Scomber japonicus (chub mackerel)
Lineage: Eukaryota; Metazoa; Chordata; Actinopteri; Scombriformes; Scombridae
Gene: tyrobp
Product: transmembrane immune signaling adaptor TYROBP
Exons: 5
Coding region: 124-444 (106 amino acids)
Biological process (GO): positive regulation of natural killer cell activation; negative regulation of B cell proliferation; positive regulation of macrophage fusion
Cellular component (GO): cell surface
Molecular function (GO): signaling receptor binding
Source: RefSeq, a predicted model, not a curated record